GGAACCCCAUACAGCUCCCUCCUCCCUCUCGCCAUGUCGCAAGCUCCGGAGCGCAUUCUCUGUCAGGACGGAUGGAGCGUAGAGAGAAGAUGCCCAGAGCCGCUCUCUGCCCCAACUCUCUAAACAAACGGCUAAACGACAAUAAGUUGACGUUUGUCUGCGAAAAUAACGAGUCACCUCGCAGCCUGUCGUUUUUAAAGUUUACUAGAAGUUAGGCAUCGCUCCUGCCAAGAUGGUGCCAUUGUAGCGUGCAGUUGCGCUGAGACGGGUGUUUGUAUGCUAUGGAGAGCCGAUGAGAAUAAAGCAGCGUAGCUUUUGGAGACAGCCGUGAUAGCACGCCGGUCGCCGAAGAGCGUCAACCGCUUCUUCGUAAGCACGGAACGGCGCUCAGUUCAACAACACUGUCAUUUGAAUGGACAUCAUCCAACGCGCUAACAGGGAACGAUGCAUUCAGUGUAGAGGGACAUACAGGUACAGAGCAAGUAGUCGGUCGGACACUUUAUUAGAUAAGGUUGACUAUUUGAGUUUGGAAAAGGGAUGUCUAUUUAAUACGAACGCUUAAGGUUACGUCUCUGCUCAUUGUUCGAUGUUGUGCACUGAUUGAAAGGGGACGACGGCAGUGGCCUUAUAGAAACAGAAUUGGACAAUGAGUCUUCUUGGAUACGCAAACGCGUCUACAUUUAGCUGUGCCUUAAAACCACACGUUCUAUGACCUCUCAUCCACGCCAGUACUGUGAAUGUUCCCCGUAGAUUUGUGGACGUUUCCCCGCAUGUGGUUGGCGAAGUCACGUUAUAGCUUUGCGCUCCGAGGGAUUUGGUGAACUUCGCUCGCAGUCUCCACAGUGAUUCUUUGUCUGAACGGAUCUCCGUUCCCUCUUUUGGGGUAUCAUGGCAGCAGAGAGUCGAGGGGCAUGGACUGCUUUUGCACCAAAGGACGGCUGUAAUUCAUUAGGAUUUCUAAUGAUAUUCCUUGUGGAUUUACUGGGUGUAUCGGCAGCCAACAUGGAGCCUAUUUAUUGGAAUUCAUUAAACAAAAGGUUCGGGGAUGACCGGGGCUACGUGCUCUACCCCCAGAUAGGGGACCGUCUGGACCUGAUCUGCCCCUCGUCCAGCCAGGCGGGGCCCCGGGCCCCCAGCGAGUACGAGUUCUACAAGCUGUACCUGGUGUCCACGCGCGAGCAGGCCGACCGCUGCGAGGUCAUGGGCCCCCCCAACCUGCUGCUCACCUGCGACAAGCCCGCCAGCGACAUGCGCUUCACCAUCAAGUUCCAGGAGUUCUCUCCCAACCUCUGGGGACAUGAAUUCAAGAGCCUCCAGGACUACUACAUCAUCGUACGCCGGCCCCCCUCAGCACCAUCGUCCCAGAGGGCUGCCCCCCCCAGCAGAGCGCUGGUCCCCCCCCCGCCCGCCCUAAGGACUUCCCCUCCAGGGGGCCGGACCUCGGACCGGGCCCCUGGAAACGCCCCGCGCCCCACCCCCCACCCCCACAGAAAGCACCCGGCCCACCGCAGCCCGCCCCACCAGCAGCCCCUGCCCCCCAGGGAGGAGCGGCCGGCCAAGAGGAGCAGGACCUCCAGCCCUGAGCAGUGUCAUCGUGUAUUGAAGCGCGUGGCGGGCCCAGACCGGACCCCCUCGCCCCCCAGGCCAGGCGUGUGGUGCCCCCCGUACGACAGAGUGGGACCCCGGACUCAUCCAGACACCAGGAGGGUGUCCUCCAGGCCUCCGGGGGGCGCUGUGCUCCACCCUCCUAAGCCCACAGGCCACCUCCCGCCCCCCUCCCACCCCCGACACCGCCCCCCCGCCCAGCACCUGUCUGGCCCCCGAGGGGGUGCGGAGGGUCAGCCCCCCUCCUCACCAGCAGCCACCGGAUUGCCUUACAGCCCCAACGCAGGCCCCGCCCCCUCCCAUCGCCAACCGCGCCACACAGGCCCCGCUCACACCCUGCAGCCACGCCCCCCGGAGGCCAGGCGAGCCCAGGGGCGUCACGGCAACCACGGCACGGAACAUCCCUGCAGCAGUGUGAGGGCAGAGGGGAGGGAUCUUCCUGCUGCCGAGGAUUCUGGGAUGAACGUCACACACCGACCCCCCCUCAACGGCAGCCUUAGAGACGGAGGCUCAAAGCCCACCGGCCUCCCACCCCCCCGCAGAGAUCCGAGGGGCCCUGGCCCUGGGGUGGCGGCUUCCCCAGCCCACCACCGGACACCCAAACGUGGGCUCCCCAGCUCCGCCUGCCCCCCUGGGGCUCCGCCAGGACCGGACCCCAGGGUUCAGAGGUCAGGGGUCAACCCCUCGCAGGGGCCCCAGGUGGACCCCUCCCCCAGACCCCCACUCAGCAGAGCCGUGGGGGGGGGGGAGCCCCAGGAACACAAACUGCCCGGCCGCAAGGGCAAGAACACGGGGAGGAGAGCGGGCCAGGGCGAGGAGAACGAGAGGGUGGAGAGGAAGGCGCAGGGGAGGAAACGAAGGAAGGAGAAAGGAGAGAAAGGGGUGGAAGGUUGA
Hypomesus transpacificus is the source of this 2499-nucleotide messenger RNA. RefSeq names its product extensin-like. Gene Ontology annotation, molecular function: ephrin receptor binding. The transcript is spliced from 7 exons. The record is from RefSeq and is a predicted model, not a curated record. Gene Ontology annotation, cellular component: plasma membrane. The coding region runs from base 889 to 2499 and encodes 536 amino acids. NCBI's taxonomy places the organism in Eukaryota, Metazoa, Chordata, Actinopteri, Osmeriformes, Osmeridae. Gene Ontology annotation, biological process: ephrin receptor signaling pathway; axon guidance.